Molecule: messenger RNA, 897 nt
Organism: Plasmodium cynomolgi strain B
Lineage: Eukaryota; Apicomplexa; Aconoidasida; Haemosporida; Plasmodiidae
Exons: 2
Coding region: 1-897 (298 amino acids)
Source: RefSeq, a predicted model, not a curated record
AUGGAAAAAUCAGAAAAUGUUUAUGGACCUUUGAAACCUUAUAAAGUUGUUCCCUGUUGCUCCGAUGAUAAUGAUCAAAUCCCGUUUUAUUUUAUGAAGUGUAAAUAUAAGGAUGAUAAGGACGACAGUAUAUAUUACGGGUGUAGUCUCGUUAAAGUCUGCUAUGCUCUUAAAGAUACUGAUAAAUCAGUUGAGAGUGGAACAUGUGCGAAUAAUCCAAAUACGGAGUAUUCCACAAAAGAAAAGGACACACGAACUUCCCCUGAAAAUGAAAAAGAAAACAUAAGGUGGAAGUUUGGUACAAGAAUAAUACCUUAUAAAUCUAAUAAGGGAGGCGAAAAUGUUUAUGAUGUUAUCAAAUACAGCGAUGAGUUACAUGGAGAUGAAAUAAGUAUAAGGGGGGAGAAUUUUGGUACUUACAAACUAAAGGAUAAGGAACCGGCAACUUAUAAAGCGUUUUCAGAAUUUAUUGAAAAAUUAACAUAUAAAGCUGAUGAUGAUCGUCCGGAUAAAACUCCAGAAGGUAUAACAUUUCUUAGGAGAAAUAAUAAAAAUAAUGUAUUCUAUAUGUUAAACAAUAGUUAUAUUCGUAUUAGUGUGUCAUGUGCUUUAGGCUUUGGAAUAUUUAUUCUUUUAUUCCUUUAUUUUAAGUUCACUCCCUUAGGAUCUUACUUCCGAAAUAGGUCAUCAAAAGAGUAUAAAAAUAUGAACAGUUUUUUAGAAGAGGUUCCCACAGAAUCAUCACCACAUAAAUCGAAUUCAGGAAAUGCAAAUCCUCAGAGAAAAUCUGCCAUCGUAAAUUACAAGAAAAAUUCGGCUGGUGAAAAAUCCCAGAAAAAUUCAUCAAGCGAAAAUUCUCAGAGAAAACGGUUGCGUAUAGCUUAUCAACCUACAUGA